Drepanopeziza brunnea f. sp. 'multigermtubi' MB_m1 is the source of this 411-nucleotide messenger RNA. RefSeq names its product mitochondrial 37S ribosomal protein uS17m. The record is from RefSeq and is a predicted model, not a curated record. Gene Ontology annotation, molecular function: structural constituent of ribosome. Lineage: Eukaryota; Fungi; Ascomycota; Leotiomycetes; Helotiales; Drepanopezizaceae. Gene Ontology annotation, biological process: translation. Gene Ontology annotation, cellular component: mitochondrion; ribosome.
AUGUCAACGCCGAAGGUCGUCGCCUCUGCGACCCGCCAGAUCAACGGCGUCGUCGUAUCCGCAGGCCUGAUGCAGAAGACAGUCAAGGCGAGAGUCGGCGUGCAAAAGUGGAAUAAUGUUAUCAAGAAGAAAUUCAACCACUCCGAGAACCUGCUCGUCCACGACCCGGCCUCCUCCCUGCGCGUCGGCGACGUCAUCUCCAUCUCGCCCGGCUGGCGGUACAGCAAGCGCGUGCACCAUGUCGUGAACAGCAUCGUUGCGCCCUUCGGCGACCCGAUCGAGAGCCGGCCCGCCGUGCCGACGCUGGAGGAGAGGAUCCGCGCCGUGGAGGCGAAGCGGGAGAAGAAGGCGGCGAGGAGGAGGGAGAAGCGCGAGCAGGCGAAGACUGGGGAGGGGCGGGCUGUUGCGUAA